This is a messenger RNA of Magnolia sinica, 2349 nucleotides long. RefSeq names its product protein ALTERED SEED GERMINATION 2-like. NCBI's taxonomy places the organism in Eukaryota, Viridiplantae, Streptophyta, Magnoliopsida, Magnoliales, Magnoliaceae. The coding region runs from base 1394 to 1846 and encodes 150 amino acids. The transcript has 6 exons. The record is from RefSeq and is a predicted model, not a curated record.
GUUGUGUUGCAGUAGCAUUUUGAUUCAUGUCACUACACCAAAAUCAUGAUUUUGGAAUGGAGAGGGAUUUGGUUUAAAUGCAUGGAAGCAUUCCCCCCAACCUAGGCCUUGUGUUUCCACACCAGCAACAGAUUUCUGUAGCUAUAAACCAAUUCACUGGAAGGCUGCCAAUUUCAUUGUCCAAUGCUUCAAGUCUUGAAUUAGUUGAUUUUAGCUCCAACAGUUUUAGUGGACAUGUGCCUUUGAAUCUAGGAAGUCUUUCGGGUCUCUACCAUUUCAAUAUCAAGAAAAAUCAGCUUGGAAGCAGAGAAGGUGAUGACCCGAGCUUCCUCAAUUCACUUACCAACUGCACCCGUCUAAAAGCUAUAGGUGCAACUACUAAUAAUCUGGAGGGUGAAUUGCCCAGCUCCAUUGCUAAUCUCUCGACACAGCUAAAGAUUCUGUUUUUAGGAGGAAACAAGACUAGUUCACUAUAAACACUAUGAAUUCUUUUCUAUUAUGCCAGUUUUAUAUUUGUCUUGACUGUUGUAUUCAAGCCUCAUUCCUCGCUCUUUACAUAACCAGUUAGUUUGUCAAUUUGCAUUGCUUAUUUGACUUUAUUUUUUAUUUUUAUUUUGUAAUUUUCAAAGAUGAGUUGAAAUAAAUCAAAGAAGAACCGAUGUGGCAGUGGAGUUGCCAGGAUGCAAAAUUGGCAAAACAUGUAGCCGUCAUUUCAGACUCUGUAUUUAUUCAACUGUAUUAGUAGUUUCUGUCAUCCAUUUUCAAUUGUUGGGUGAAAUCUGGUUAGCUAGAUUUCCUUUUCUUGUUCUCUAAAUUACAAAUAAGCUGCCUUUGUUUCUCAUAGCGAUGUUGCAACCAUUAACCUCAUCUUACGAUACCUUGUGGUGACUAGGCUUUAGUAGCUGUUGAUGUGUAUUCCUGCAGAUUCUUCAAUUUAUCGAGCCAUCUCCUUCAGGGAUUGCUUAGUCCAUUGAGCCUUUGACCGAAGCUUUUGUUUCCAAUUGUCACAGAACAAAGUGAAGAGGUCAGAGAUGCUUCCUGAAGAAACAAUUUUGUAGUUGCAUUAUAAUAGGACUGAUGUUCAGAAAUUUGGACAGUAAGCUUGCUGUCAUUGCUUUAUGCCUGCUUGCAAAGCAUACAACUUCGUUGGGUGGGAUAAUAGAUGGAUGAUAUGAAGAUGUGUCUUAAUUCAUCACUGUAAAGAUGUGAAUAAUUCCUUCUGUCUGUAUAGUUUGUUUUCAUUGAAAAGCUGGAUUCUGUGCUGUUAAGAUGUAUUGGUCCAUCAUUCAUGAGUCUGAAGACAUAAUGCACUUGCUGCACUGGAAAGAAAUUGUCAGAUAUUCACAGGCAUGCCAUUUGCCCUAAAGUUAAAAAUUGUCAGAUAUUCAUAGGCAUGCCAUUUGCCCUAAAGUUAUCUCAUUCCUGUAAAGAAGCUGGAGCUGCAUGGGAAAGCCUUAUGAUUUCAGUUCAAGAGGAAAGACAGCUUGGUUCUGUGAAUGGAAGCCUGAGUCACAAGAAGAAAGAGGAACAGUGCCCAUAUUCUCUUCAUAAAAGCCUGCGUCACAAGAAGAAAGACAACUCAGUUUUACUUUGUUGGCGUCUUGGACACAGUCUGAAGUUGAUAACGCUGGUGAAGCUUUUGCAAAGAAGCUCAACUCAGGCCUCAAAGUCACUUGUCCAUGGAGAGGAAAUUCUGAUUACAGAACCAUGCAAGUCAGCCCAUGUUGCUACAGCGAAAGCUGCAAAGGAUGCUGGCGUGUUUCUGUCUUAUGAUAGAAUACUUUCCAGAUUUGUUGAAGGAUUAAUUAUGUUGAUAUUCUUGAAAUGGAGCAAUGCCGUGGAAUAGUUGUUGCAUCAGCUGUAUUUGGAAACUAUGACAUAAUACAACAGCCAAGAAAUAUUAGUGAGGCUGCAAAGAGAUGCUUGCUUUUAUAUGUUUGUGGAUGAAGAGACGGAAGCAUAUAUAAAGAAUUCUAGUGCACUUGACAGCACUAACAGGGUGGGACUAUGGAGAUUUGUUGUCGUUCACAACCUUCCUUAAUGCUGAUCCAAGACGGACUGGAAAGGUGAGUUCUUUUGUGCACUCAUUUUAUUUCUUUUAGACUCCAGAUUAGAUUGUGGUCUAGAAGCAGUCUAGUUGCAUACAAAGCAUGCAAUUGCUGAAUAUAGUUAAUUACUAAAUCUUUAUAGCGUGACUGUAUGCAGCAGCAAUGUAUUUAGUAAUCAUGCAAGAUUGAAAAAUCAUAUUGGAUGUUUCCCAAUACGGUACUAGAUUGGCUGGUUAUUUAUAACUGCUGUAUAAAAGGAGGGAAUCAUGCAAUAAGUGGGAAAGUAAUAUAAUCUUUCAAA